AUGACAUGGCUGGGCCUUAUGCCCGCUUGUAGACUAGGGUGGUACCUUUCGAAAGAUCUGAUGAAAGAAGUUCAUCCUGUACCUGUCCAAAUUUAUGACUGGGAUAAGACGAAAUCUGGUAAGUAUGCAUGCCUUGAUAACCAUCGAACCCUCUUGCUCAUCAUGGCUAACAGGCCAGUAACGAUCAAAGUAUCGUCUCGGACCAUAAACUGCUCGGUGGACGUGUACUAUCACGAGUUUAAUUCAGCACAUAAACUCUGGCUAUUCUCUGUAAAUGAAGAUACCGGCGAAACCAAGCUCAUGAACUCGGGAGAUCACGUCGUCAAGAAUUCUCGACGUGUCGUUUUCGUAAGUGUUUUUUUCCGUGGAAUUAUUUAA
Helobdella robusta is the source of this 378-nucleotide messenger RNA. RefSeq lists its product as hypothetical. The record is from RefSeq and is a predicted model, not a curated record. Lineage: Eukaryota; Metazoa; Annelida; Clitellata; Rhynchobdellida; Glossiphoniidae. Bases 1 to 378 code for a protein of 125 amino acids. The transcript is spliced from 2 exons.